Toxotes jaculatrix (banded archerfish) is the source of this 1268-nucleotide messenger RNA. It is a transcript of the gene map1lc3cl, whose product is annotated as microtubule-associated protein 1 light chain 3 gamma, like. Lineage: Eukaryota; Metazoa; Chordata; Actinopteri; Toxotidae. Gene Ontology annotation, biological process: macroautophagy; autophagosome assembly; cellular response to nitrogen starvation. Gene Ontology annotation, molecular function: ubiquitin protein ligase binding. Bases 72 to 482 code for a protein of 136 amino acids. The transcript has 4 exons. The record is from RefSeq and is a predicted model, not a curated record. Gene Ontology annotation, cellular component: cytosol; autophagosome membrane; autophagosome.
CCGGCGCCAACCAGCUGCACACGCCUCCAUCACCACUGGUCUCUGCGAACCUCCCCGAGGAACAAACAAACAUGGCUCCUUUUGAGAAAUCCAUGGAGAUGAUGCCCUUCAAGCAGAGGAAAUGCCUCGAAACAAGAAAAGAUGAAGUGUGCAGCAUUCGGUCUAAAUUCCCCAACAAGUUGCCUGUAAUUGUUGAACGUUACACCCGUGAAAAGACUCUCCCCCUGUUGGACAAAACAAAGUUCUUGGUUCCCUUCGAGCUCACCUUGGGUCAGUUCCUGUGCCUGCUCAGGAAUAAGAUUGCCUUGGACUCUACCCAGGCUUUGUUCCUCCUGGUGGCAGAGAAGAGCAUGUCCUGCAUGUCCUCCAGCAUGGGGGAGGUUUACUCCCGCUACAGAGACGCUGAUGGCUUCCUCUACAUCACCUACGCCUCACAGGAUAUGUUCGGAGCACCUCGACCAGCAGCCAGGCCGCCUCUCUGAGCCUGCAACAGAUAAAAUGAACUGAACUCGGACCAAUGGUGGUGACGGCACACAACCAAACUGGAAAAAAAAAAGGACAAACUGAGCCAAGCCAAGACUGUUUUGUCCCCAAACUGCAUCUCUGACUACCUCAUGAAACCUUUUGGACUUUUAAACACAGCAAAUCACUCCAUGCUUCAUCAACCUCAACAAGCCAAAACUAGACUAAGGAAGACUUUGUAUUAGACUGAUUGAUUAGUUGAUUGGCUAAAAGUUAACAAUUUCUAUGAAAGUAGGGAAAGUAGAAGUCAAUAUAGAGAAUUGAGGUUUUUUUUUUUUAACAAAAGAAACAACCAAGAAGAUACAGUAGACUCUGUUGCUCCAAAGUCUCAGACAUUAAAAUUGAGAUUAUUUUUUUUUGGCUGUCCUAUGACUUUACAGGCCAAACAUUUUCAAAUUUGUCCUUCAAUAACCUCAGAAACCUUGAGCGUCAGUGCAAACAAACCAGUUUUCACAUAACUGCACCGCCAGAUCAGGGUAAAACCAGUCUACUGGAACCACCGCCACCACCACCACCAUCUUCUCCACUUUACAGAAAGUCAGUGUUUUGCUGGUAAUCAGACUCCCUCUUAGCACUUAUUUCUCCUUCCUCCUCUCUUUUCUCUGAUUCAUCCUCGUCUUACCUUAAAAAUGUGAAGUUGUGCUCCGGACUCUCGCAGACCAUUACAGGGACUUUUGAGGCUGUUGCUGCUGCUCUGAUGUGUUCUGUAUCCAGCUGUCAGUAUUCAAAAAAAUAAAUUAAUUAAU